Diatraea saccharalis (sugarcane borer) is the source of this 378-nucleotide messenger RNA. The record is from the annotation of a GenBank genome assembly. Lineage: Eukaryota; Metazoa; Arthropoda; Insecta; Lepidoptera; Crambidae.
AUGCGGCACAGUGUCAAUGAGUUUUGGGUGAAUCUUUGUAAGUCAAUCCAACUUUGCUGUGAUGCUGGCGACUUUCGAGGUAUGUACCAGGGCAUUAAAUGUGCAAUGCGCCCGUCUGGCAGGAAGAAAGUAGCUAUUAAAGACAUCUUCGGUAAUCCUAUAACCGAGAAGCACAAACAGCUAGAGAGAUGGGCUCAGCAUUAUUCCACUCUUUACUCUAAAGAAGUUAGUAUUAGACCAGAAACACUACAGUGCAUACCAAAAUUUCCUAUAGCUACAGAACUUGAUGAGGUUCCAUUAUUCGACGAUGUCUAUUUCUUAAUGGACUCAAACUUGGCAAAAGUACAGGCCAUGAUAACCUGCCUGCUGAACUGCUAA